This is a messenger RNA of Spea bombifrons (plains spadefoot toad), 4163 nucleotides long. RefSeq names its product atos homolog A (gene ATOSA). The transcript has 12 exons. Bases 871 to 3741 code for a protein of 956 amino acids. The record is from RefSeq and is a predicted model, not a curated record. NCBI's taxonomy places the organism in Eukaryota, Metazoa, Chordata, Amphibia, Anura, Pelobatidae.
UCGUGAGGCAGUGUUGGCGUGUGAAGCAGGGAGAGGAGGAGGGCAGGAGGGGGCCAUGGGAGCUCGAUGACUCCACGUCUACGGGAGGGGAGAUGGUCCUUGGGCUCAGUUGGAAUUGGAUCGAGUUGGGGGCGAGCGAAUGGCAAAAGCUGGACUACUUCUAACAGCUGCUGGGGGUAUGAGAAGCUGGGUGGCAGUUCUGUAAGAUCUGGGCCAAAGGGAUGGCGGUGGCUUUAGGUUCAUACAGCCAGGGGUAGUGUGCGGGGACAAGAUGGUCACUAGUUGUUUCAGCUGCUGUCAGAGAAGAUCCUAGCUUGUUACCAUGGAGGGCCAGUCAGGGCCCCAGUGACCCCUUUCUUAUUGAUCUUCACUAGUGCGACUACUGCCCAUCGCUUAUUGAUUAACCGAGAUGACAAUGUGUCAGCUGUGACCGAGGAGUGGGAGGGCUGGGGAAUCAGCUGUGUGCAUGUCAGGAUCCGCCUUGUAGGCACUGGCCAAACUUGGCUCCCUGGUGACCUUAUUGGGGAGCAGUCUGUGUGGGUGGCUCACCCCCUGAUCGUAGCCUCUGGGCUCCUCUUGUUCCUUGUGUGUUUGUGCCCGUGUGUGUGAUUAUGGUGAGAGCUGGGCUGCUUCUCUUCCCCAGCCAGUUUAAAAAUAGACUUUGUGUCAGAAGAGGACAGAUUGGCAACUUGUGUAGGGAUUGUUCAUUUCCCAAAACAGCCAGGUGUCUGGACGUGCUGUAGACCGGCCUUUACCACCGAUGUGCGAGGAGACCACUUGUUUUUUUCCCUUCCUCGCGAGGGGGGUUUACUAGCAUAGUCAUUUCACAAGGACUGAGGAGAAGACAUCCUGAGUGCACCAGAUCUGCUCAUGAGAUCCUCCUGUGUACCAGACGGCAGGAUGAAACCAGACAGAGAUUCCAUGGAUGAGUUCUUUGAAUACGAAGCAGAGGAUUUUCUAGUGUAUCUUGCUUUACUGAUUACCGAGGGUCGGACGCCAGAACAAUCUGUGAAAGGAAGAACAGAAGGCCUCCAUUGUCCACCAGCACAGUCUAGUCAUCCUGGGCCUAAUAAGCAUGAAUGCAGUGAUAAACUGGCACAGUGCCGCCAAGCUAGAAAAACUAGAUCUGAUGUCGCCCUUCUAUGGAGAAAUAAUAUUCCAAUUAUGAUUGAGGUGAUGCUGCUUCCAGACUGUUGCUAUAGUGAUGAAGGAUCCAGCACGGAGGCAAGCGAUUUAAACGAUCCUGCAAUGAAACAAGACGCCCUCUUGCUGGAAAGGUGGAUUCUGGAGCCUGUUCCCAGACAGACUGGAGAUAGAUUCAUCGAGGAGAAGACCCUAUUGCUGGCAAUCCGUUCGUUUGUCUUCUUUUCUCAGUUAAGCGCUUGGUUGAGUGUGUCCCAUGGGGCUGUCCCGCGCAACAUCCUGUACAGAGUGAGUGCUGCAGAUGGAGAGCUACAAUGGACUUUCUCCCAUCCACCAACGGAACACGUGUUCCCUGUCCCCAACGUAUCUCACAGCAUUGCCUUGAAAGUCAGUGUCCAGUCUCUGCCAAGACAAUCUAGUUAUCCAGUAUUGAACUGUAGCAUUCACAGCGAUCUUGGCUUUUUAAAGAAACGAAUGCCUCCUCACGAGCAUAGUGUUAACCAGCUUCUGGAUUCACGGGACACCAGCCAAUGCAAUGUCCCAAGUUCUCAAAGUACAUGUAGCAAACAGACGUGGACUAUUGGACCGGAGGGUUUAAUGCAUUCGAGGACCAGUUUAAUCAUGGAUCUCACUGUUCCUGUCAGAAACGUGAAGUUAAUUACUAGUGAAAGUAAUGAAUCUAAGCUUCAGUGUUUGAGUGUGAUCAGUGAGUCCAAGGCAGCUCCCAAAGAGUCGGCCAUCAGAAAUUUCAAGUCCUUUUCUUUGGUGGAUGUGCCUAGUAGCCCACAUGAUAUUCAGCCCAUAGAACCAAAUCCCCUGAUUGGCUGUUUAAUUCAAGAACGUCAAGAGGUUAUAGCAAGAAUCGCACAGCAUCUGCUGCAGUGCGACCAAACCACCUCACAAAUGACUAACCAUUCUUACAAAGUCCUCGAAUCCAGUCCCAUAAGUUCCAAGCUGUUCAGAAACCAGUUCGAAGAUGAAAACACCCAGAAAAAACACAAGGAAACACCUCCCACAUGUACCUCUAGUUUAGAUUUUCAGCCAGCCACAGACAAUCAGGAAAGAAAACAAAAAACAGCACCAGAUACCCCCAUCAGUAACUCGCGCCCCAACCCAGACUCCAAAAUAUCAUCAAAUCCACAAGCCAGAAGGAAGCUUAUUCUCGUUCAAGCCAGUGAGCCUAGCUGCAACACAUUUCAACACUGUUUAAAUAAAACCUCCCAAUGCACUUUGUCAAGUAAAGAGAAUAUAUUCAAUUUGCCAGCAAGAGGGGACAUUGACCAGAAUGAACAGACAGAAAGCGUUAUUGGUAAAGGAGACACGUAUCACAACUCUAGCAACACAGAUGUCAAACCUUGUACCAACAAAGUAAAUGUCCCAGAUGAGAACAGCAAUACUGAUUUUCAGAGUCAACAUCAAGAUUACCCCAAGAACUGUACAAAGAACACUUUUCAAACACAAGAACACAGAAGCUCUGAGGAUCCCACAAGGAAAGCACAAGUGACUGAUUAUAGCGGUCAGCUCCUUAGCAUUGAGAAUUAUAUCAGCAAGGACAGGGACAGUCUCAAAUGUAAAGAAACACAGGACAAAGUGAAACCGGCACAUGAUGAGAAUGAAGACCCAGCAAAAUGUGACUGCUUUACUCAAGGACACAGAAAAUGCAGUGGAAACUGUUUGCCAAAGGGAGAGCAGUUGAAGAGUGCUGAUCAAGCAAAAACCGUACCACCAAGACAUGCUAACAAUUGGAAAAAGCAAACUUUCAGAUCUUUGGAUGGAAUCUCCACCAAGGCCUUCCACCCCCGCACUGGCUUACCUUUACUCUCAAGUCCUGUUCCACAGAGGAAAACACAAUCAGGGUAUUUUGAUGUGGAGACUUCAUUACUGCAAAUUAAAGGUCUAUCCACACUAAGGCGGCACAUUUUGGUAAAACCAGAAGAUGGUCAAGAACCUACAGCCAAACAUCUCAGUUGCAGUGCUCCUCCUGCUCCUUGUCUAAGUCUCCUAGGGAAUUUUGAGGAAUCUGUAUUGAAUUAUCGUUUGGAACCCCUGGGUGUCGUUGAGGGUUUUACAGCUGAAGUUGGGGCAAGUGGAGUAUUUUGUCCAACCCACAUGACCCUUCCUGUCAAAGUGUCAUUCUUCAGUGUUUCUGAUGAUAAUGCUCCUUCUCCGUACAUGGGUAACAUUACACUGGAGUCCCUUGGCAAAAGGGGUUAUCGUAUACCUCCUUCUGGAACCAUACAAGUGACCUUAUUUAAUCCAAACAAGACUGUAGUGAAGAUGUUUGUGGUGAAAUACGACUUGCAGGAGAUGCCGGCCAACCACCAAACAUUCUUACGACAAAGAACAUUUUCUGUUCCUGUGAGGAGAGAGAGAAAGGAAGCGGGCAUUGACAACAACAUCCUUAAGAUGGAAGACAGGACAUUACGCUACCUCAUUCACCUGAGGUUCCAGAGUUCCAAGUCCGGAAAGAUCUACCUCCACACAGACGUCAGACUUCUGUUCUCGCGAAAAUCCAUGGAAGUUGACAGCGGUGCAGCCUAUGAGCUGAAAUCUUACACAGAAACUCCCACCAAUCCUAGGUUUUCAGCCAGAUGCUAAGGGAGCUGCAGGAGAGAGAAUCCUUGGCUUGCAAAAUAAAAUGUGCUUGAUUUCUAAAUGGCAAAGAAAGACAAGUUGCGACUGUACUGAUUGAAACAAAUGCCUACAAAAAAUGGACCAGCUCCAGGGAUUUUCUUAAAUGUACUUUGUGUAUUUCAUGUAGACUGGAAAUGAAUAGAAAGUCCUAAUGCAUUUUUUUUCUACUAUGUAAUACCACUUAAUUGAGUGUGUGCCGCAUUAGCAACUCUUCCUGUUAGUUUAGUGUUUACACUUUAUUUUAUUUUGUCUAUUUAAUAUUUAAUGUUUCAUUUACUACACAAGUGAUUGUCUAAGUGUUCUAAUGUAGCACAAAGCCUAUGUAAAAUCAUAUAAUGUAUUUUUGACAGUAAUAUUGAAAUCUAAAAAUAUAUACAAAUCUUUAA